AUUUGACACUAGUGACAUUUCCAUAACCUCAAUUGUCACCAAAGAACACUUAUGUCAUUUUUGAAAUUUACGGACAACAAAAUUUCCUAAUUAUGUUAAUUUAAGUUUAAAAAGUUUAUCCACAAUGUUUUCCGUUAUACCAAAACCAUGUUUCCUGAGAACCACAAAGAACGCAAAAUAUCUAAACAUAUGCAAAUGUUUGUCAACAAGCGCAACUUUAAAUAAAUUAAGAGAUGAGAGCAGUGUAAUGAAUGUAUUUGAUAGAAGGACUAAAAGCUUGCAACGAGAAAGAGCAGCAGCUGCCUCUGAUGUUAAUGUUUACGACUAUCUAAAGAAUGAAAUUGGAUACCGUUUGGCUGACAGGGUGUAUGAUAUUAAAAGAAAAUUUAAUUUAGCUGCUGAUAUAGGAUGUAGCAGAGGGUAUGUUUCCAAACACAUUUCGCCUGAAUCUGUAAAUGAAUUGAUUUUAUGUGAUAUUAGUCAAACUAAUUUGGAUGGAGCUCCUGUAAUGGAUGGUAUUAAAGUUAAAAAACAUAUAUUGGAUGAGGAAAAUAUUAAGUUUGAUCCAGGUUCUUUAGAUCUGGUUAUAUCCUGUCUUAGUUUACAUUGGGUAAAUGAUUUACCUGGAGCAUUUAAAAGGAUUUUGCACAGUUUGAAAGAAGAUGGAGUAUUAUUAGCUGCAGUAUUUGGAGGUGACACCUUAUUUGAGCUAAGGUCUUCACUUCAACUAGCUGAAUUAGAAAGAAGAGGUGGUUUAUCACCUCACAUAUCACCAUUUACGGAAAUUCGUGAUAUAGGCAAUUUACUGACUAGAGCUGGAUUCACUAUGUUGACUAUUGAUUCUGAUGAAAUUGUUGUUAAUUAUCCUUCUAUGUUUGAGUUAAUGUGGGAUUUAAAAGGAAUGGCUGAAAGUAAUGCAGCUCUUAACAGAUCCCUUCACCUAAAUCGGGAAACCCAAUUUGCAGCUGCAGCUAUUUACCAACAACUUUAUGGCAAAACCGACCCAGAAUCUGGAAACACCACCAUACCUGCAACAUUUCAAAUAAUUAACAUGUUAGGUUGGAAACCACAUCCCAAACAACCCAAACCUCUAGAACGUGGGACAGGAGAAGUAUCCCUUAAAGAUUUGUACAAGUUGGAUGAAAUUAUUAAAGAAGUAAAAAAAGUUAAAAACGACGGCGAUCCAAGAUCCGUUGGGAGGGCACAUUCGACGCUCAGCGUUUCUGCGGUGGAUUAUUACUUAAAUUUACCCGUAACUUGCCCUCCUUCACCAGCAAUUUCCACUGUAACAUUAACUCCAGGCAGAAUUAGAAAUAUUGACCAAGACAUGGAGGCCUUAAGGGCAUCCAGGCAGGAUAAUCCAUUUAUUCAGCAAGUUAUAGCAAGUAGGGAAAGCCUAAUAGAUUCUUUGGAUGAAGAGUCUGACCAUGCAAAUUUAAUGUCCAAAGAGUUAUCAUUGGAUUUGGAAGUGGAUCCAAUGACAUUGCCUGAAAUGCACGAACACAUGAUAAGAAGCCCCCCACCAACUAAUUGGCCAAAAUCUCCAAAUUUCAAGGUCUUUCAAUUUCCCAAUGGGGAGGAUGAAACCUUACAGGUGGAAGUCAAUGUAAAUAACCUGAAUAUUAAACCACAUAAUCCUAUUAAAUGUAUGUAUUUAAAAAAAUUACAGACCAAGGAAAAAUUAAAAUCGGAAAUUAAACCCAAACAUAGUUGGGAUGGAAGUGACACCUCACCUUUAAAAUCGUUUUCCAAAUCUCACUAUCAUCAGGAAAGAUUUUCAUUGCUUACACCAAGUUCACUGAGGUCUUCUGCUGAAGACAGCAUCCGUUUAAUGGCUGAAGAUUAA
Molecule: messenger RNA, 1846 nt
Organism: Brassicogethes aeneus
Lineage: Eukaryota; Metazoa; Arthropoda; Insecta; Coleoptera; Nitidulidae
Source: the annotation of a GenBank genome assembly